This is a messenger RNA of Tricharina praecox, 2486 nucleotides long. RefSeq lists its product as uncharacterized. The transcript has 7 exons. The coding region runs from base 180 to 2402 and encodes 740 amino acids. The record is from RefSeq and is a predicted model, not a curated record. NCBI's taxonomy places the organism in Eukaryota, Fungi, Ascomycota, Pezizomycetes, Pezizales, Pyronemataceae.
UGCCCACACCCCGUCAUCGUCUUGACUUCAUCCACCCAGGCAGGAAGGAAAAAGGACAACGGAUACCGAACACAGACGAAGACGACGGAAGGAAGAGACGGAAGGAACCAGCAAGCCAAAAAGAGAGCAAGCGAGCAAGAUCGAGAGCAAGAGCGAGAGCAAAGAACAAGAAGAAGAAGAUGUCGUACCUGUCUCUCCCCGCAGGCUUCGCGCCCUUCAUCCACGUAGCGAACUUCACGAUGACGACGACGACAACGACGACAACGAGCACUGUGUUGGCAGGGCCGCUUGCGGGGCCACUUGCAGCGGCGGCGGGCAUGUCCCUGAAGCCCUCGAAGACCGCCAGCUCCGGCUCCGGCUGCCGGCGGGUAAAGCCCGCCCCCAGCGUGCCGCUCGUUGCCAGCACGCCCACGCCCACGCCCACAACCACACCCGUCUUCGCGCCCACAGUUUAUGCCGGCCAUAAACGCGGGCUCCCCGUUGGCUCCGAGGCGUCGGAGCCGAAGCGGCAGCGCCGGUAUGGCGCCUUCCGCCCGCGGAAGCAUUCGCGGGCACGGGUUACCGGGCCCAGGAGCGAGGUUUUUGUUGCCGAGCCCAGGUUCGAUGUGGCCGAGAGCUGUGUGCUGGGCAAGAGAAGGGGGAGGAUCGCGGAUGAGAGGGGGUUGAAGGCUAGGGUACGCGCGGAUGGGAGGUUGCAUUUUGUACUGGCUGGUGAGGAGGAGGGGGGAGAGGAGGAGACUGGGUUCGAGGAGCAGCUUAGGAGGGUGGAGGAGGCGGCGAGGGGGAGGAAGUUGGGGUUGGAGGCUUUUCCCACCGGAAAGGAUGCGGAUGUGCGAGCUGUGUUUGAGCUGGGCAUUCGGGAAGCAGAGACUGCUGUGCCCAUGGUGGCCAUCGUUGAGAAGCCGGUGGUUGAGGAGCCUGUACCGGAGAAAGUAGUGGAGCAGCCAAAACCCACACCCAAAGUCAUCAUAACCCCAUCUUCGCCCACAGAGUCGGUGCACAACGACUGUCCCACGGAGGACGACGAGGACUCGCUGGCGUCGCCGCCGCAAAAGGCGAAAUCGGUGCUUAGCAAGAUCGGCAGCCUCAAGGGCUUCAAGAACGCGGUCACCAAGGCGGGCUCCCGCGUGCUGAAGUGGAAGGAGCGCAAGGAAAAGAAGGAGGAGGAGAAGAAGGCAGCGGCUGAUGAGAAGAAGAUCCGGAAGGCUAAGAAGGCGGAGAAGGUGGAGAAGGCGAAGAAGGAGGUCGAGUCUGAGGAUACUGAAGAGGAGGUCAGGGAAAAGAAGGAGAAGAGUCUGAGGAGCAGAUUGAAGUCGAAGAAGGAGAAGAAGACGGCAAGGAAAUCGACAGCCGGCGAGGACUCCGAGGAUGAGGAUAAGCCGAAGAGAUCGUCGCGGUCUACGAAGGAUGUGAGGAGGGAUGAUUCCGGUGAUGAGACGGAGGUUGAGAAGCCACAGAAGAAGAGUGCUAAGGACGAGGUGAAGGAAGAGAAGGUGAAGGAAGAGGAGAAGAAGGCGAAGAAGGAGGCGGAACGGGAGGAGGAAUACAAGUCAAAGAAGCGGCUCUCGGUCUCGUCCAUCGGGACGGUCAGGUCGUUGAAAGAGGAGAAGAAGGAGGAGGCCAAGUCUUCGGCCACCUCGAUCCAAGACGUCGACAUGCUCUCGUACGCCGCCUCACUGGCCGAGACCAAGAGCAUCCUUGAAGAGAUGGACCUCGACGACGCAGCAACCAUCCGAGGGGGAGAUGACGAGCAGAACGGGCAUGCGAACGGCGUCGAUGAUGAUGCGUCGAAACAGUUGCAGAGUGAAGUCAGCAUCGAAGACGAUGCAUCGGACUCGGCAACCAUUCGGGAGAAGCCUGAGUCUAAAGGCGAUAACAAGGACGAGAAGGAACAGGAUUCUGGGUCUUCCGUUCGAACCGUCAAGCGUGCAAUCCUAGCUGUGUUGUCCCCACCAUCCGACAUGCUCACUCCCCCGCCGACACCUCCUCUUGGUUGCAGCUCGACCAAGACUGGCGACGAGAGCUCCCACUGGAUCUCAUACAAAGCCACCGGGUGUCAAGGAGACAAAAUGUCCGACAGUGACCAGACGGUCUGGAAAGAGACGUGGUCAUCAGGCAAGAAGUCGCUGCACCGCCGUCUCUCGGCCAUCUUCAAGAAGACCCUUGAAGACAACCAGAUGGAUCAAUUCAAUCCAUUGAAUAUCUCCCGUCACGCCUACCGCGACUCCUGGUGCCGUGAUGACGACGACGACACCGAGUGUGACGCCAACUCGAUCCUGACCCUCACCGUUCCCUCGCCGCCAGAACAUAUGGACUACUGCGCUUGGGACACUGAUGCCUACGAGCUGACGCCGAUCGACUCCUGCCGCGAGCGGGUUGAGAGCUUCAACAUUGCCUUUUAGUUGACUCUUCACCCAAAUUCCCGCACACACACGUGCACACACACAUUCAUUCACGGAUCCGUUUAUUCCUUUUGCCCCCCUUUA